Messenger RNA from Arabidopsis lyrata subsp. lyrata, 7377 nucleotides. RefSeq names its product xanthine dehydrogenase 1. Gene Ontology annotation, molecular function: iron ion binding; FAD binding; oxidoreductase activity. The record is from RefSeq and is a predicted model, not a curated record. The transcript has 16 exons. NCBI's taxonomy places the organism in Eukaryota, Viridiplantae, Streptophyta, Magnoliopsida, Brassicales, Brassicaceae. Bases 307 to 7284 code for a protein of 2325 amino acids.
GUGCGUCGAGUCACACCAAAUCUCUAUCUCCCCCACCCAAAAUCCACGUAGGCUAAACCGCCACCGAUCGUCACCGUCUCUUCGGAAACAGCCACCGGAGAAACCAUGCGGACCCCUCAUGUAGCCGUACAUUCAAGGGAUUAUCGGAGGAAGAGAACGAAUGAGAAAGUAGGCAUAGUUCGUUUCACGUCGCUGCUCGAACGAAUUGAUGGAAGAAUUUUCAACGACGAAGAACAGUAUCACAUAAUGGUGAAAUUGAAAACGAAAGAUAUACUUUUUAUAAAUCAAAAGUGAAAUCAUUGAGUUAUGGGUUCGCUGAAGAACGAAGGAGAGAUGGAGCAAACGGGAGAUGAGUUUAUGGAGGCGAUACUGUACGUUAAUGGUGUUCGUAGAGUGUUGCCUGGUGGCUUGGCUCAUAUGACUCUUCUUGAAUAUCUCAGAGAUUUAGGACUUACCGGGACAAAGCUGGGGUGCGGCGAAGGUGGUUGUGGGGCUUGCACGGUGAUGGUCUCUUCCUAUGACAGAAAAUUAAACAGAUGCGUGCAUUAUGCUGUCAAUGCUUGUUUAGCACCUCUCUAUUCUGUAGAAGGAAUGCAUGUAAUAUCCAUUGAGGGAGUUGCUCAUCGCAAACUUGGCUUGCACCCACUUCAGGAGUCAUUGGCAUCUUCUCAUGGUUCUCAGUGUGGGUUUUGUACUCCUGGGUUUAUCAUGUCGAUGUAUGCAUUACUGAGAUCAAAUAAAAACUCACCUUGUGAAGAAGAGAUUGAAGAAUGUCUUGCAGGAAAUUUAUGUCGUUGUACUGGUUACAGGCCGAUUGUUGAUGCCUUUCGAGUUUUUGCCAAAACUAAUGAUGCUUUAUAUAGUGGUUUAUCUUCACUUAGCCUUCAAGAUGGUUUAAGUAUCUGCCCAUCUACUGGCAGGCCCUGUUCAUGUGGAUCAACAAAAACAAAUGAAGCGGCCACUUGUAACGACACUAGAUUUCAGCCUAUCUCAUAUAGUGAUAUAGAUGGAGCUAAGUAUACAGAAAAGGAGCUUAUAUUCCCCCCUGAGCUUUUAAUGAGGAAAUUAGCUCCUUUAAAGCUGAGAGGAAAGGGAGGGCUUAUCUGGUACAGACCCGUAAGACUUCAGUACUUGCUUGAUCUCAAAGCAAAACAUCCGGAUGCAAAACUAGUGGUAGGUAAUACAGAGGUGGGAAUCGAAAUGAGACUGAAGAAGUUACAGUAUCGGGUGCUAAUAUCUGUGGCUCAAGUCCCAGAACUCAACACAGUGAAUGUCAAUGACAAUGGAGUAGAGGUUGGUUCUGCACUGAGACUUUCUGAACUCCUGAGACUAUUCAGGAAGGUUGUAAAGGAGCGUCCUGCACAUGAAACAUCAGUUUGUAAGGCUUUUAUUGAACAAUUGAAGUGGUUUGCUGGGACACAAAUAAGGAAUGUUGCUUGCAUUGGUGGAAACAUCUGUACAGCUAGUCCAAUAUCUGAUUUAAAUCCUCUUUGGAUGGCUUCAAGAGCAGAAUUUCGGAUAAUCAACUGCAAUGGAGAUAUUAGGUCCAUACCUGCAAAAGAUUUCUUCCGUGGUUAUCGUAAAGUGGAUAUGGAAAGCAAUGAAAUCUUGUUGUCAGUAUUCCUACCAUGGACAAGGCCUUUGGAGUAUGUGAAAGAAUUUAAACAAGCCCACCGUAGGGAUGAUGAUAUAGCUAUUGUUAAUGGUGGAAUGCGUGUAUUUCUUGAAGAGAGAGGUCAAGAAUUGUGUGUUUCUGACGUAUCGAUUGCAUUUGGUGGUGUGGCUGAGGUUUCUCUGUGUGCCAGAAAGACUGAGGAAUUUCUAAUCGGAAAGAAUUGGAAUAGAGGUCUUCUGCAAGAUGCUUUGAAGGUCAUACAAAGCGAUGUAUUAAUUAAGGAAGAUUCUCCUGGUGGAAUGGUGGAGUUCCGGAAAUCUCUAACCCUAAGCUUCUUCUUUAAAUUUUUCUUAUGGGUUUCUCAUCAUAUACAUGAUAUAAAGCCAACUAUAGAGACCUUCCCAUCCUCCCAUAUGUCAGCUAUGCAAUCAUUUUCUCAGCAUUGUAGAAUUGGAAGACAAGACUAUGAGACCGUAAAACAGGGAACAUCUAUUGGCUUGCCGGAAGUCCAUCUUUCGGCGAGAAUACAGGUCACAGGGGAGGCAGAAUAUACUGAUGAUACCCCAGUGCCUCCUAAUACCUUGCAUGCUGCCUUAGUGCUAAGCCAAAUGCCACAUGCCCGCAUACUUUCAAUUGACGACUCUGAUACCAAAUAUUCGCCUGGUUUUGCUGGUCUAUUUCUUGCUAAAGAUGUUCCCGCAGAUAAUAUGAUUGGACCAGUUGUUGCUGAUGAGGAACUAUUUGCCACGGACGUGGUCACGUGUGUAGGACAAGUCAUUGGUGUGGUUGUUGCUGAUACACAUGAAAAUGCAAAAACCGCGGCAGGAAAAGUUAAAGUAGAGUAUGAAGAAUUACCAGCGAUAUUAUCAAUCAAGGAGGCUAUUGAUGCUAAAAGUUUCCACCCGAACACAGAAAAAAGGUUAACAAAAGGGGAUGUAGAGCUAUGCUUUCGAUCAGGUCAGUGUGAUAGGAUAAUAGAGGGCGAGGUUCAAAUGGGUGGUCAGGAACACUUUUACAUGGAACCUCAUGGUAGCUUAGUUUGGACAAUUGAUGGAGGCAACGAAGUUCAUAUGCUCUCAUCCACUCAAGAUCCUCAUAGGCACCAGAACUAUGUUUCUCGUGUGCUCGGUCUGCCAAUGUCUAAAGUGGUAUGCAAAACCAAACGAAUUGGUGGUGGCUUUGGUGGUAAGGAAACGAGAUCGGGCUUCAUAGCUGCUGCAGCUUCUGUUCCUUCCUACCUGUUGAAUCGACCUGUGAAACUCAUACUGGACAGAGAUGUGGACAUGAUGAUAUCUGGUCAUCGUCAUAGUUUUGUUGGAAAGUACAAGGUAGGAUUUACGAAUGAAGGAAAAAUAUUGGCGUAUGACCUUGAAAUCUACAACAAUGGUGGAAACUCUUUGGAUCUUUCCUCUGCUAUUCUCGAAAUUGCCAUGUUUCACUCGGAUAAUGUUUAUGAGAUCCCACAUGUGAGGAUCACAGGGAGCGUUUGCUUUACUAAUUUUCCUAGCAACACUGCUUUCCGAGGGUUUGGAGGGCCUCAAGGUAUGCUUAUAACUGAAAACUGGAUUCAGAGAAUCGCAGCUGAACUUGAUCGAAGCCCUGAAGAAAUCAAAGAGAUGAACUUUCAAGUGGAAGGUUCUAUGACACAUUACUCUCAGUAUCUUCAGCAUUGCACACUGCAUCAGCUGUGGAAGGAGCUGAAAGUAUCCUGCAACUUUCUAAAGGCUCGUAGCGAAGUCAACGAGUUUAAUAGUCAUAAUCGGUGGAAAAAGCGUGGUGUGGCUAUGAUUCCCACAAAAUUUGGCGUAUCAUUUACCAAAAAGUUCAUGAACCAGGCUGGUGCUCUUGUUCAUGUUUACACAGACGGUACUGUUUUGGUGACACAUGGAGGCGUGGAAAUGGGUCAAGGAUUGCAUACAAAGGUUGCCCAAGUUGCCGCAUCUGCCUUUAACAUUCCCCUUAGUUCGGUUUUUGUGUCAGAGACGAGUACCGACAAGGUUCCAAAUGCGUCACCAACUGCUGCUUCUGUGAGCUCUGACAUGUACGGUGCUGCAGUUUUGGAUGCUUGUCAGCAGAUCAAAGCACGAAUGGAGCCUGUUGCAUCUAAGCUCAAUACCAACUCUUUUGCUGAGCUGGCAGGCGCGUGCUAUUUUCAACGCAUAGACCUCUCUGCUCACGGUUUUCAUAUCGUUCCCGAUAUUGGCUUUGACUGGAUAUCUGGAAAAGGGAACCCAUUUAGGUAUUAUACAUAUGGAGCUGCAUUUGCUGAAGUUGAGAUCGAUACAUUGACUGGUGAUUUUCAGACAAGAACGGUUGAUAUAAUAUUGGACCUCGGAUAUUCUCUUAACCCAGCCAUCGAUAUUGGACAAAUAGAAGGAGCAUUCGUACAAGGGCUAGGUUGGGUAGCUUUAGAAGAACUCAAAUGGGGAGAUGCAGCUCAUAAAUGGAUUAAGCCGGGAAAUCUACUCACUUGCGGACCUGGAAACUACAAAAUACCUACCAUUCACGACAUUCCAUUCAACUUCAAGGUUUCUCUUCUCAAGGGGAAUCCAAAUUCAAAGGGGAUACAUUCAUCAAAAGCAGUUGGUGAGCCUCCGUUUUUUCUAGCAUCAUCGGUCUUCUUUGCGAUUAAAGAUGCAAUCAGAGCGGCUAGAGCCGAGAUGGGUCUUAGCAACAAAUGGUUUCCACUGGACACUCCUGCGACUCCAGAGCGUAUCAGGAUGGCUUGUUUCGACGAGUUUACUUCUCCUUUUUAUACGACAAUGGAUUGUGAGGGAGUGUUAAUGCCGUUGGUCCACGAACAUCUUAUGAUGCCUUGGAAUGAUCUAAGGAAAGGUGAUUGCUGUGGACUCUUGGAAGCUAUUAGUGUUGGCUAUUAUUGCAAAAGCUGCGAUUUUUUCGUCCACAAGAAAUGUGGUGAGUCCUCCGAAUUCAUCAAACACCCAUCUCACCCCGAUCACACUCUUCAGCUUCGAAGUGAAGGUUGUAAUACCUGCAGUUUAUGUGGAAGGAUCAUCAAGGAUCUAUUCUAUCGUUGUGAUCUCUGUGACUUCGAUGUGGAUCUAUACUGUGCCAAGAACCCACCACCAGAGGUUAUUGACAUUCCCGAGACGCAUCACCACAAGCUCAACCUUCACAAGGAGCUGAUCCAGUUCAACUGUGAUGCUAAAUGCGGGAAGAUUACUGGUGCUGAGUUUCCUUACGCAUGUUAUGAAUGUCAAUUACCUUUCCAUGUGGAUUGCGUAUGGCGCCCAUCGGAGCUAAAAAACCCGUCGGAGGUAAUCCAUUCUUAUCACUCCCUACACCCUCUUAAGCUCCUCACAGGUCAACUACCGGACAAUUCUGAUGGAAAAUGUCGUCUUUGCGCAAGAAACAUUGAUGAAAGAUUGUUUUAUCAUUGUUCUCCCUGCAACUUCACCUUGGAUAUGCGUUGCGUUUUAAACCCACCACAACAAUCUCUUCUGAAUUUGAAUGCUCAUGAUCAUCAACUCACCCUUCUCCCAAGACUCUUUUCAUUUACAUGUAAUGCUUGUGGGCUGGAUGGAGAUCGAAGCCCUUACAUUUGUGUUCAAUGUGAUUUCAUGAUUCAUCAAGGCUGUCUUGACUUACCACGCGUCAUAAACAUUAAUCGGCAUGAACACCGUGUUUCUCGAACUUCUGUUCCUGGUGUUGUGAAUUCUAAGGGAGUGUUACUACCGGUUUUUCACAAGCAUCUAAUGAUGCCUUGGAAUGAUCUGAGGAAAGGCGAUUGUUGUCAAAGCUUGGAAUCUGACACUGACGGCUUCUAUUGCAAAAGCUGUGAUUUUUUUGUCCACAAGAAAUGUGGCGAGUCCUUCGAAUUCAUCAAACACCCAUCUCACCCCGAUUAUAGUCUUGAGCUUCGAAGUCAUCGUAUAAACAGUUGCAAUUUAUGUGGAAGGGCGGAAGGUAUGAAUGCAUGGUAUAUUUGUUAUCAUUCUCUAUUCCAUUUGGAUCUAUACUGUGCAAGGUACCCACCACCAGAGGUUAUUGACAUUUCCGAAACGCAUCACCACAAGCUCACCCUUCUCAAAGAACAUAUCGAGUUUGAUUGUGAUGCUAAAUGUGGCAUGAUUGGUGAUGGGUUUUCUUACAAAUGUCCCGAAUGUGAUUUAUCCUUCCAUGUGGAUUGCGUAUGGCAUCCGCCAGAGGUAAAUCACCCUUUAGAGGUAAACCACUCUUACCACCCCUGGCACCCUCUUAAGCUCCACACAGGCCAACCACCGGACUAUUCUGAUGGAACAUGUCGUCUUUGCGCAAGAAAAAUUGAUGAUAGAUUGUUUUACCAUUGUUCUUUGUGCAACUUCACCUUGGAUCUGCGUUGUGUUUUAAAUCCACCACCACAAUCUCUUCUGAAUUUGAAAGCUCAUGAUCACCAACUCACCCUUUUUCCAAGACUCCGUUCUUUUACAUGUAACGCUUGCGGGUUGAGUGGCGAUCGAAGCCCUUACGUAUGUCUUCAGUGUGACUUUAUGAUCCAUCAAGACUGUCUUGACCUUCCACGCGUCAUAAACAUUAAUCGGCAUGAUCACCGCGUUUCUCGAACUUCUGUUCUUGGUGUUAUGAAUUCUAUAUGUGGAGUUUGUCGCCAGAAGGUGGAUUGGACUUGUGGAGGUUUUUCUUGUCAGCGGUGUCCUGGAUAUGUUGUUCAUUCACAAUGUGCCACUAGAUCUGAUGUGUGGAACGGGAAAGAACUCGAAGGAGUACCUGAAGAAACAGAAGAUAUAGAACCAUAUAUCGUAAUAGACGACAACACAAUACAACAUUUCAGCCACAAAGAACAUUACCUAAGACUCCACGUUAACGGUUUUCUAUGUGACGACAACAAGCGGUGCAGGGCAUGCACCCAUCCCAUCUGUCUCCAAUCCUUCUACGGCUGUAUGGAUUGUGACUUCAUUCUCCACCAAAACUGUGCUGGAUUUCCUAGAAUGAGAUGGCAUGUGCUACACAAUGAGCGUCUUACUUUAGUUACUGACGAGACUAAAAACUUUAACUGUAAUGCUUGUGAGAGAUUGUCCAAUGGUUUCAGGUACCAGCAUGGGUAUACGUCAUUUGAUGUUCGUUGCGGUUCAAUUUCCGAGCCAUUUGUCCAUCCAAGUCAUCCCGAUCAUCCCUUAUAUUACACUUUACCAGAUGGAGAGAUUUUCUGCAAUGGCUGCAACAAGAGUUGUUAUUAUGUGCUAAGGUGCAUUGAAGAUGAUUGUAGAUUUUUCUUAUGCUUUGAAUGCGCCACUUUUCCACAAGUGGUAAAGCAUAGAGUUGACGAUCAUCCUCUCUCACUAUGUUAUGGCGAAAAGGCUAGUGGUAAAUUCUGGUGUGACAUUUGUGAAAGAGAAACCAAUCCAGAGACAUGGUUCUACACGUGUAAAGACCACCGGGCUAGUUUGCAUACAAAGUGUGUGCUCGGAGACUGUUCACAGAUCAUGCCCAAAAGCAUAAUUAAGAGUUGGGUCAGAUCUUUUGAGGUGGUGCUCAAUAAUAGUGUAUCUCGUCCAUAUUGCUACUGGUGCCAGUUGCGUUGCAUUUUUCCAAUCAUCUUGAAGACGGUUGGAACCUCAGAUGAAUACUAUUGCUCUUUAAGAUGCAUUCAAAAGAGGGUAUCAGUAUCGGCUGUAGAAGAAGCCAGACUGUUAAAGCGCAGACUGAAAUAAAAAGCAUUUGAAACCAGGUUUUUCUUUUAGAUUUCUUGUAUUACUUCUUUGAAACGACUUACAUGUUUCUAAUGUAUUCAGCCUUUCGAUUUC